Molecule: messenger RNA, 354 nt
Organism: Solanum tuberosum (potato)
Lineage: Eukaryota; Viridiplantae; Streptophyta; Magnoliopsida; Solanales; Solanaceae
Product: RNA-directed DNA polymerase homolog
Exons: 1
Coding region: 1-354 (117 amino acids)
Source: RefSeq, a predicted model, not a curated record
AUGGAGGGUGUGCAUGGAUUAUCGAAAGCUAAAUUCAUAACUGAAAAGGACCAUUUUUCAAUGCCCUUCAUGGACCAGAUGCUUGACAGGUUAUCAGAUAGAGGGUGGUAUUGUUUUUUGGAUGGAUACUCCGAAUACAACCAGAUAUCUAUCGCACCAGAAGAUCAAGAGAAAACCACUUUCACAUGCCCUUAUGGGACCUUUGCAUUCAAAAGGAUGCCAUUCAGACUUUGUAAUGCACCAGCAACUUUACAACGAUGCAUGUUGUCCAUCUUUGCGGAUAUGGUUGAGGAUUCUCUAGAAGUCUUCAUGGAUGAUUCUCACUCAUGGGGGACACAUUUGAAGAAUGCUUGA